GGAGCGUGUGGUCCUGGCUUCGCCUCGCCGCUGGAUGCGAUGAAAGGUCCCCGGGAGGAGAUUAUCUACGUGCCCUGCAUCUACAGGAACACUGGGAGGAAGAAACCUGACUUUCUGGACACUGUGUCCACUGUGGAUGUCAACCCCAAAUCUCCGCACUAUUGCCAGGUGAUCCACCGCCUGCCCAUGCCCAACGUGGGGGACGAGCUGCACCACUCGGGGUGGAACACCUGCAGCAGCUGCUUCGGGGACGCCACCAAGAAGCGGAACCGCCUGAUCCUCCCCAGCUUAAUCUCUUCCCGCAUCUACGUGGUGGAUGUGGGAACCGACCCACGAGCUCCCAGGCUUUUCAAGGUUGUCAACCCAGAGGACGUCUUCUGGAAGUGUGACCUGGGCUACCCCCACACCUCCCACUGCCUGGGCAGCGGUGAAAUCAUGAUCAGCACCCUGGGAGACCCAGCUGGCAACGGGAAAGGGGGCUUCAUUCUGCUGGAUGGAGAGACCUUUGAGAUCAAGGGGACCUGGGAGAAAGGGGACAAGACCCCUCCAAUGGGUUAUGACUUCUGGUACCAGCCACGCCAUAACGUCCUGAUCAGCACCGAAUGGGGAAUCCCAAAAUGCCUGGGAUAUGGAUUUGACCCAAAUGAUCUGAAGAAAGGGCGCUACGGACGCCGCCUCAACGUGUGGGACUGGACCACUCACACCUACAUCCAGGCCAUCGACGUGGGCGAGGACGCGGCCCCCCUGGAGAUCCGCUUCCUCCACAACCCCGACGCCGCCGAGGGCUACGUGGGCUGCACCAUCAGCAGUGCCAUCCACCGCUUCUACAAGACCCAGGACGGACGCUGGCCAGCCGAGAAGGUGAUCCAAGUCCCCAGCAAGAAGGUGGAGGGAUGGCUCCUCCCGGAGAUGCCAGGUCUUAUUACUGAUAUCCUCAUCUCGCUGGACGACAGGUUCCUGUAUUUCAGCAAUUGGAUACAUGGAGACAUCCGCCAGUACGAUAUCUCCGACACCCGCAAGCCCAGGCUGGUGGGGCAGGUCUUUCUGGGUGGCAGCAUCACCAAGGGAGGACCCGUGACCGUGUGCAGGGAUGAGGAGC
Messenger RNA from Tauraco erythrolophus (red-crested turaco), 1099 nucleotides. NCBI's taxonomy places the organism in Eukaryota, Metazoa, Chordata, Aves, Musophagiformes, Musophagidae. The record is from RefSeq and is a predicted model, not a curated record.